Molecule: messenger RNA, 1585 nt
Organism: Dicrocoelium dendriticum
Lineage: Eukaryota; Metazoa; Platyhelminthes; Trematoda; Plagiorchiida; Dicrocoeliidae
Source: the annotation of a GenBank genome assembly
CAGUUUGCUUAUGUGGAUUAACUGAAGAUGAAACCCAUCAGUCCUGUCGUUUAUUUGUCCGAGGUCGCUUCUCUCAUCAGUAGCAAGAAUGGAAAACAUUUAGCGCGUUUUAUAAUCUGCAGAGACGCUCACGUUUACAACCCACGUUUAGCCGACCCAGAACCGGAAGCUAUCGCAAUGAAGCAUCUGAUUGCUCCAUGGGAUGAGGCAUUUUCAGCUCAUAUGAGGCAGGGUAUAGAUUUCUCCACUGACUUGAUUUUUUUUGUUUCAAGGUGUAUAUGGGCCAUGAGAAAGCAAGAUUUUGAGGAAGCAUAUGCUUGCCAAGUUAUUGUAGUCAAGACCAUCUCAAAGAUACUCACAGAGUUGAAAGAAGAAAAUUGGAUGUUACCCGUUGUCCUCGCUACGGCGAUUGACCUUCGCCGAUUUGCUUAUGGCUUAGAUAAUGCUGCUGUAGGAAAGACCACCACACCACCUAAUCGCAGUCAUGGAAGACAAAUGGAAGCAGCCGCCCAACUCAUUUUACGACUUUUCCAAAUUUGUGCUAGCGACAGUCGUACACAAUUGGAAGAUUCGAAGAAGCUUGGUAUGAUGGGGCUGGCGAAUCAGCUCUUCAAGAUAUAUUUCCAGAUAAACAAGCUUAAUCUUUGCAAGUCCAUGAUUCGCGCCAUUGACAAUUUGAGUAUUAACGACCGGUUCAGUUUGGCUCAGCGCGUCACUUACUGCUACUAUGUGGGUCGAAAAGCCAUGUUUGAUGGGGACUUUAUUUCCGCGGACAAAUCCCUUACCUUCUCUUUCGAACACUGUCUUGGCAGUGCGUGGCACAACAAACGCCUCAUCCUGAUUUACCUGAUUCCGGUAAAAAUGCUCCUGGGUAUCUUCCCCUUUCCGUCCCUACUUGAGAAGUACAAUCUGAACGAAUUUCUCGGUAUUUCGGAAGCUGUAAAAGCUGGAAAUUUGCAAAAAAUGGAUUCUGAGCUAAACAAAUAUGAGGGCUUUUUCUUGUCUUGCGGUGUAUACUUAAUCUUGGAAAAGCUCAAACUGAUCACAUACCGCAAUUUGUUCAAAAAAGUGUGUGCAAUAAUGAAGACUCAUCUGUUGCCAAUCGAUGUGUUCACCACGGCGCUGCGUCUCAUGAAGGUAGAGGAUAUCGACCGAGAUGAAACUGAAUGCAUCCUAGCCAACUUGAUAUAUGAGGGGAAAAUAAAAGGGUACCUUGCACAUCAGCAACAAAAGCUCGUGGUUAGCAAGCUUCAGGCAUUCCCGGCCUUGAUGACGGUCACGGCCACCCAAUCACGAUAAAACAUCAUUGGUGAACGCUUGCGAGCGGCACAUAUGCCCUCUGGCAGUUGCGUUGCUGAACCUUUUUUGAUUCCCCUCCACUUCCAUGCGCCGUAGCUUGACGGCAUCUGUGUACGAAUGGUGCUUGCGAGUGAAACGCGACGUCUUGUACCUAAAUUUGUGUAAAAUAUCUUUUCCGAAAUUCCUUUUGCACAUGAUAGGAUGCUGCGGAAGAAGCUAAAUAAAAUCAUCCGCAAGGAUGCUGUUUGUGGUGAUAAAAUGUUUGAAUCGAAAAUAUCAACUGCGC